UAACCAAACUUUUGGCACUGGCAGUGGAGUCGUCAGUCAGAGUCAGUGAAAAGUUAAUCCAUUUGUUUGAUUUGCACUUAGAGAACCUGUAUUUAGUGUAAAUUUAGGUAAAAUUAUGAGUGAAAUCCACAGAAGGACACUUUUUCUCCUCCAAAGCGUGUUGGUGCUGUGGCUCAAUGUGCAGCCAGCUGAGAGUGGAGCUGUCCAGCUCAAGAGUGAUAAUCUCGAUAUGACCCUAGCGUCAAAUGAAUUAGUUUUUAUCAACUUCUACGCUGAAUGGUGUCGAUUUAGUAACAUUCUGCAGCCCAUCUUUGAUGAGGCUGCAGAUGAGGUGCACAAGCAAUUCCCGGACGCCGGGAAGGUUGUGAUGGGGAAGGUGGACUGUGAUAAGGAAAAUAGCGUGGCGACACGCUUCCACAUCACCAAGUACCCCACGCUCAAGGUCAUCCGGAAUGGGCAACCGAUGAAGCGUGAGUAUCGUGGACAGCGUUCCGUCGAAGCUUUCACCGAAUUCAUCCGGAAGCAGAUGGAGGAUCCCAUCAAAGAGUUUAAGACACUCAAAGAUCUUGAGCAUCUGGACUCGAAGAAGCGCAUUAUCAUUGGUUACUUCGACCGGAGGGACAUGCCUGAGUACAAUAUCUUCCGGCGCGUAGCCACAAACAUGAAGGAAGAUUGUCAGUUCCACGUGGGCUUUGGUGAUUCCGUGGCUCAGAUGCAUCCCCCCGGGAACCCAAUUGUGGUCUUCCGACCCGAUGUGGCAGUUUCUAAUGAGAACGACGAGACAUACACCGGAAAGAUGAACAGCUUCGACGAGAUGAACAUUUGGGUCCAGGAGAAAUGCGUUCCCCUCGUCCGGGAGAUCACAUUUGAGAAUGCCGAGGAAUUGACUGAGGAAGGUCUGCCCUUCCUCAUUCUCUUCCACGCCACCGAUGACACCGACAUCAUCAAAGACUUCAAGACGAUCGUGGAGACGCAACUGAUCUCAGAGAAACAAAAUGUCAACUUCUUGGUGGCCGAUGGAAAACGCUUUGCCCAUCCUCUGCAUCACCUGGGAAAGUCCCAAUCUGAUCUCCCGUUGAUUGCCAUCGAUUCAUUCCGGCACAUGUAUCUCUUUGACAAUGUGAAGGACAUGUACAUUCCGGGGAAACUGAAGGAAUUCCUCAAUGAUCUCUACAGCGGAAAGCUCCACCGAGAGUUCCACUAUGGCCCGGAGAAGGAUACCACGCCGGAAAUUACGUCAAAUGACAUCAACAAGAAGUCCACGCAGCCUCCGGAGUCGACAUUCAAGAAACUGGCACCGUCUAAGAACCGAUACACACUCCUCCGAGAUGAGCUGUAAAUCCCUCCGGAUAGCCCCCAAUCCCUCCCUUCAAGCCCCUUUGAGUUUUUCCUUAGCUUCCUCCCUCGGGAAGCGCCCCCAAAAUCCGUGAAUUUGAGACAGUAUGAGUGCGUGGAAGAAAAUGGGUAAUUUGUAAUUGAAUAAAGAGAGAGAGAGAAGAGGUUAAUUUAAAUCGAAA
Phlebotomus papatasi is the source of this 1517-nucleotide messenger RNA. It is a transcript of the gene ERp44, whose product is annotated as endoplasmic reticulum resident protein 44. The coding region runs from base 116 to 1339 and encodes 407 amino acids. The record is from RefSeq and is a predicted model, not a curated record. NCBI's taxonomy places the organism in Eukaryota, Metazoa, Arthropoda, Insecta, Diptera, Psychodidae. The transcript has 4 exons.